Messenger RNA from Platichthys flesus (European flounder), 1610 nucleotides. Its product is annotated as ras-related protein Rab-17-like. The transcript has 6 exons. The coding region runs from base 327 to 998 and encodes 223 amino acids. The record is from RefSeq and is a predicted model, not a curated record. Gene Ontology annotation, cellular component: endosome. Gene Ontology annotation, molecular function: GTP binding; GTPase activity. NCBI's taxonomy places the organism in Eukaryota, Metazoa, Chordata, Actinopteri, Pleuronectiformes, Pleuronectidae.
UGGUACAGCAGGAGGUUUAGUCAGUACAAUACCGCCCCCCUGUGGUGUAGAGGUGUCAUGUGAGGAGGUAACAGGAAGAAACAGUCCAGAUUUUUGUUGUUAUGACUCAGUGGGUAGGUGUGAUUGUGUUGUUUGCUGUAUUGCAAGUUAAGACAGGACUUUGGUUUUACUUUCAAUUUCCAAGGUGAAGCUGACGCUGCGUCCAACUCUCUCCACACAGCAUCGGCUCCUCUGUGCAGUUUGGAGCAGCUGCUGUUUCUUUAAAGGAAAACAUUGAUCUGUACUGGAUCAGGAUUCACAGACUUUGCUCCACCUGAGUUCUUUUCAUGGGGGAGAAUCUCCCGAGGUCGCCAGGAGGACCUUGUCUGAGGAGACCUGUGCAAACCCUCAGGGCUAAGAUGGUUCUUCUGGGGAGCUCUGGAGUGGGCAAGUCAUGUUUGGCUCUGCGGUUUGGGAAGGAUGAGUUCAGGAGCACAUCGCCUACUGUUGGCUGUGCCUACCUGACCCGAAUGGUGCAUUUGAGUGACGUCAAUCUUCGCUUCGAGAUAUGGGACACGGCAGGACAAGAGAAAUACCACAGCGUCACCCCUCUCUACUACAGAGGAGCCCACGCUGCCAUCCUGGUCUAUGAUAUCAGCAAGAGGGAAACAUUUCUCAGAGCUCAGGUGUGGCUCAGAGAGCUGGAGAAGCAGCUCGGCCCAGGAUCUAGUGUCCUGUGGCUGGUGGGCAACAAGGGGGAUCUGGCUGAGGAGAGGCAAGUCUCAGUGCAGGAAGGACAGGGGCUGGCCAGAGACAGGGGGUUGUACUUUUCAGAGACAUCUGCAAUGUCGGGGUUCCAGGUCAGCGAGUUGUUAGCAGCUAUAGCCCUCAGGGUGUACGAGUGUUUGGGAGCCCAGGCGGAGGGUCUGUCCGAGUGGAGGGAGACACCGGUGGUGAAUCUGCAUCGCAGGGACACGUUCUCUUCUUCUGCUGCUUCCUGCUGCCGAGUUGGGCCCUAGAAGAGAAGAGGAGAAAAGAGGAGAGAGAGACGGAGGUAUCUGCUACUUCUAUUUGAGUAAAGGACGUGUGUACUUAUAACACCUCUGCCUCUGACAUGUACCAGGAGGAGAGGAGGAGGCACAGGGGGCGUUGUGCGUUCUUUAGGAUCCGCCUGCAGGAGGCUUUAACACCCCCCCCCCCCCCGAGUUCUCCCGAUUCCUUUAGUCAUCAACAUUCAUGAAUAAUACAAAUAUAGUCCCUGUGCAUCCAUAACAUUGGGAUUAAGAGAAUUCCUGACUGUUUGUGAGACAGUAUUUCUGUCUGCAUUUGGCUGGAACAACGCUCUUAUAUAAACCGACUUCUCUCCCCUGCAGUCGGGCUCUUUCUAAAUGUUUGGUUGUGUUAUGUCCAGACACACACAACAAGUGAUCCUAUAAGUGUGAACUGUGUAUUCCUGAUUUCAAGCAUCACUCAGAAGAGGCUUUGUUGAGCUGAUUGAAACCAAGCUUGUGCAGAGCCAGAGGAACUGAGGCUCUUGGUUUUAGUUAAAGAAAGAAAGACACCAGACCUCCUGCUGAGAAGAUGACUUGAAGUAAAUAAAACUAUAAAACAGGAAUCAUUUGGUUUUCAUU